Molecule: messenger RNA, 788 nt
Organism: Lathyrus oleraceus (garden pea)
Lineage: Eukaryota; Viridiplantae; Streptophyta; Magnoliopsida; Fabales; Fabaceae
Product: 40S ribosomal protein S19-3
Exons: 4
Coding region: 123-554 (143 amino acids)
Biological process (GO): ribosomal small subunit assembly; translation
Cellular component (GO): cytosolic small ribosomal subunit; ribosome
Molecular function (GO): RNA binding; structural constituent of ribosome
Source: RefSeq, a predicted model, not a curated record
AUAUAUGAACUACGAUGUAACAGCAUAUGAAACUGAAACCCUAGUCGUAACCGUGUUCGUUCUUCACUCUCUCUAUAGCGGCUAAAGCUUUUGAGAUUACCAAACAAUAAUCACCAUUAGCCAUGGCUUCUUCAAGGACAGUGAAGGACGUUUCGCCUCACGAAUUCGUCAAGGCUUAUUCUGCUCACCUCAAACGAUCCGGCAAGAUGGAGCUACCUGAGUGGACUGAUAUUGUGAAAACUGCCAAAUUCAAAGAAUUGGCUCCCUAUGAUCCUGAUUGGUAUUACAUCAGAGCUGCUUCUAUGGCAAGGAAGAUCUACUUGAGAGGUGGUCUUGGGGUUGGUGCAUUCCAGAGGAUUUAUGGCGGGAGCCAGAGGAAUGGAAGUCGCCCUCCCCAUUUUUGCAAGAGCAGUGGUUCUAUUGCUCGUAACAUUCUUCAGCAGUUGCAGAACAUGAACCUCAUUGAGUUGGACACAAAGGGUGGCAGGAAAAUUACAUCUAGUGGCCGACGGGAUCUCGACCAAGUUGCUGGACGAAUUGUAAUUGCACCUUGAUAUGUGAACAAAAGCUCAAGGGAAACGGUGUUGCUCCGACAGAAGUUUUGAUGUAUGCCUAAAUUUCGGUUUUAGCUACUAUUCUCUUCUAAAUUUGACAUUUUUGAAUGUUGCAUUUUGUCAUUAGAUUAUAUUUUCCUACAGUUAAGUUGUAUUUUUUUCCUCACCUUGGACAUUAUUUAUAAUUUCUUGUUCUAUCAAAUUAAAGUGUGAAAGGGAAGCUUAAGAUUGAUA